This is a messenger RNA of Xenopus laevis (African clawed frog), 4770 nucleotides long. It is a transcript of the gene igsf11.S, whose product is annotated as immunoglobulin superfamily member 11. NCBI's taxonomy places the organism in Eukaryota, Metazoa, Chordata, Amphibia, Anura, Pipidae. The coding region runs from base 590 to 1894 and encodes 434 amino acids. The record is from RefSeq and is a predicted model, not a curated record. The transcript has 7 exons.
CCCCUGAAACCUUUUGUAUAUAUGGACCCCGGCACCUGCCACUUUCUGACGCCCCCAUGGAACCAUUGUUCUCUUAGGCCCCCCCGGAGUUACUGGGGCCCCUGUCAGAUCACAGACUACCUUUAUCCCUAUAUUUUAUAAACCGAAUCCUCCCUGGAUCUAUACGAGCCUUUGUCCCUCCUUCACCUGUUUGGGCCCCAGCAGUGCGCCCGACCCCACGUGGAUGCUGCUCUUGUGCUUAUUGGCAUUGGAUGCUGCUCUUGGCAUUGGAUCUGCCGCGGGAUUUCUGUGAUUAGUCGCGGGGCUCGGCGUCAGGAUCAGCCGCGGAUAUGUCGGGAUUAAAGGGCAAGUGAAGGCACAUUUCAGACCCUGCAUGUCAGCGCCGCUGUCCUUUCCCCUGGAGCGGAUUAUAAACGGCAGACCCGCGGGUAUUCAGCCCUGUAGGUGCCGGUGUCCGGGGCAGGCGGGGAAGUUGGUUCCGCAGCCCCUGGGUAAGUGCGGCCCCCGCUCCACGUGCUGAGGAUUCCUACUGACAUCUGCUCGGGACACUGGAUACCCGGGACUGGAUAUUUGACUUCUCUGCUGCAGCAUGUGGCCAACAGCACCCGAGGGAAUGUGGAUCUUACUGGGACUAAUGACCUACCUGCAAGGUUUAGUGACGGCGCUGCAGGUGAUCAUGGAAAAAGAGAACAUUCAGGUAUCGAGGGGUCAGUCGGCGGCUCUUUUCUGCUCCUUUACUACGAGCGCGGCCCUCACCAACCUCAACAUCAUCUGGACAGUGACUCCACUCUCCAACGCUAACCAGCCUGAACAGAUUAUUAUCUAUCAGGGAGGACAAGUUUUUACUAACGCUGCCCAGUUCCAUGGGCGAGUUGGGUUUAUGCACACCAUGCCGAAUACCAAUGCCUCCAUCUACAUUAACAACACCCAGUUGUCUGAUACAGGAACCUACCAGUGCAUGGUCAAUAACCUUCCAGACAGGGCCGUCCGAAAUAUUGGCGUUGUUGGAUUUACUGUUUUAGUACCUCCUUCGGACCCACGUUGCAGCAUUCAGGGUUCCCUGGAUAUCGGCAGUGACAUCACUUUGGCGUGCAGCUCGGAGGAAGGGAUCCCCAGGCCCACAUACCUCUGGGAGAAGAUCGACAACACCCCUGGGCUUCCACCUUUAGUAGCGCAAGACCAAUUUCAAGGGACAGUUUUGCUGAAAAACAUAAGCACUGCAUCCUCUGGGCGGUACCAGUGUCUGUCAUCCAAUCUGAUGGGGGCCAGCACCUGUCUCAUUGACCUGCAGAUUGUGGCACCUAAGCACCAAAGUGUGAGCCUCAUUGCUGGGGCAAUAGCUGCAGGACUGCUGAUUCUAAUCCUCUGUAUAGUGGUCAUGGCUGUGGGCUUAUUCUACUGGAGGAACAAGCACAAGGAGGAGGAGGAAGAUAUACCCAAUGAAAUUAGAGAGGAUGAUCUCCCUCCAAAGUGCUCAUUAACUACCAAAGUCUAUCACCCUGAUGCCUCCUUUUCUGAGCAGGACACCCUCACCUCUACCAAUACGUACAACGGGAACUACUGGAACAGUACUAAGUCCAAUUACUCCACUGGCUCUUAUGUUCAUUACAACUGCAAUGGCUGCCGCCAAUCAACUUCUCGCUCAGUUACCGGUCCUAUUCGGUUAGCGUACGCUAAUGGUGGACAACCACCUCCUGGUCCCCCAAAGACACUGGUGGUGACUGCAAACACUGCCCCUUCUCCCAAGACUGGAUCUAGGAGCAACGGCACAGUAGGCAGAAAAGCCAAGCCGUCCCAAACUAGGUCUUACGCAGUGAGCCAGGCCACACUGGAGAGAAUAGGUGCCGUGCCAGUGAUGGUUCCAGCACAAAGCAGAGCCGGCUCCUUGGUAUAGGAGGGUGUGCAACUUUCUCUUAUGAUGAAGAGAGCAUGGUUAGCAUGUGGGAUGUUAGAAGCCAUCCUUGCUCUUCUGUCUUUUCAUCCAGAUGGUUAGUUAUACGCAAAGUGCUGGAACGGACCAGUCUUUUGCUCACCAGAGAGAUGAUGAAAAAUCCCUGGGACAUGGAUUAACCAGGGGAAUGUGGACUGUUUUGCAGAAUUCAUCCUUGCAGUGCCAAGCACAGCCGUAAGGGCUUCCAGCGCAGAAUAGCUUAUGUGCCUCCCUUGCUCCUUCCCAUGUCAACACACACUGACUCAUUACUGGCUUUACUUUUGUACCACCUGCCUUGAUUAGAAAUAUACUUGUUUUCUCUGUAGAUAAUGAUGGUGCUAUGGAGUCUCCACUGAACACCAGCUAGCAUUAUCUGAACUGUGUUCCUUUAUGACCAUAAAAGGUCAACCCCCCUUUUCUCACUCCAGCACUUUAGUAGGAUCCAUCUAGAGCACCAGUCAGCAGGCAUCUAUUGGAAAUAACCAUAGCCAGGCAGGUACCUCUUCCUAAAGAAUUUGUGGACCAUGAGCAGAACUGAAAGUAUUUAGAAACAACAACACCGUUCAGUGAUGUAUACGCUUUAGAGAAUGUUCAAAACCCUUGGGAGCCGGAGUUGGGGGGGGGGAGUGAGGCGUUGGAGACCUCUCUCUCUCCGGCAACCAAUGCAUUUCAUGCUGGUAUCCUGUGCAGAGAUGAUGUGCAGUGAAACUCAGUAGUGCACUUAUUAUUUUCCCGCAGUCUUUGAUUUAUCAAGUGGCAAUCUGUAACUGUCAGGAAUUCUGCAAUCCAACUAUAGACACACCUCCUUAGUCAUCAACUUGUAUUCAUGUCUAUGUCACAUGGGGCACACUCAUCAAAUAAGAAAGAGAAAAUUCGUACAUAAAUUGUCCUAAUGCUGCAUUAAAAUUCAGCAGUUGACUUGUUUUUCUUUUUGAGCAUAGUUCUCAUUUUUUUUUUGAUAAAUGUGCCCCAUAUGUUUUUGUUACAAUGUUAUUUUUAUUUCAUUGGUGUCGUCCACUUAACCCAGUUUAGGAUGAUGGAGCUGGAAUCUUCAAUUUAAAUGCCUUGAAACCCCCCUACCCGUCCCAUCUUGAAACACUGGAAAACUCCUAUUUGCAAGAGAUGUGGCCUUUGUUCCAUCCCCAACAAGUUUGGUGAUGCAAUAAAUCAUUAAGUAGAUUUUUUUUCAAGGGGAACGUGCUCUAGUUAAAGCAAAUUAAUUAUUUCUAUUGGUAAACACUCAGAAGGACUAUGCAUUUCCUUUCUAAAAAGCCAUACUAACAGGAUUGCUGGCAGGUUUAUCUUCAUGUUUAACUCCAUAAAAUUGCAUUUGUGUGAACUGAGAUGUUUGGAUGAAGACUGUCAAUGUUCUGAUGAGUGCUACAAUAUUCUUCAAACAAAAGAUUAGGUGGCAUUGCAUUUGAGAGGCUGUCAACAUCUUUCAGUCAUUUUACGAAACAUUCUUUUUCCCUUUGAAAUGGUUUCAUGAUGCCAUGACAUUGGUAUACAACUAAAUAAAUAGUGUUCAUAUUAGAAGAACCAUUGUCUAUACAAUGGCUGUCAAUCUUAAAGAAUCAAAGCCUUAAAGACAAUUACAAAAAAAUAUCUCCAUGUCAUCCCUUAAUCUGAUUUCCAUGGAAUGACGCUUUUUCCCAGAGCAACAUGGGGCUUGGUCAAGCUAAUGUACUGCCAGUAAUGACCCUUCAUUAGAUACUGAAGAAGGGAAUCAAACCUGGAAAUUCAGGCUGAUGUUCUUCCAGAACAAAUAGGAUCUUCUAAGGAUGAUGGAGAUAUAUUUUUUUAAUUGUGUUACUUUUGAAGACACAAUACUUAUUUAAGGCAGAAGUUUCCAAACUGUGAUGGAUAAGAGGCUCAAACAUCCCUUGUGUUGAGAUUUGAUGUUAAAUGCUUAUUGUCUGUCACGUUCUAAAUUGUGAAGGCUAAAGGGCCCAUCCCUUAUUUUGACAUUUUGCUAGUUGCCUUGCAUAUUACUAGAACUAUAGCAGGACUUGGAUGAUGGUUAAACAUUAAAGAUGGUUCUUACCAAGGGUUGAGCUCCAAAGGGGUACUUGAACCUCAGCAGUAUGAAGACCUCUGCCUUAAAGUAGGUAUAGGCAAGUCAGUAACAUCUCAUGCAGGAAUUAUUUUCUGGGGUCAACUUGUAACCUAGUAAGUAUUUUUAAGACCCAACAAAGACAACUUACUGCAUCUUCUCAACACAAUAGCAUCAUCCUGCCAGUGGAACGGUAAUAGACCUCUCACAAGCCUCAGAGCCCAGCGCUGCUUAACUUUUUUCUAACCUAUGUUACAAAAGUUCACUUUUGCACUCAGGGUUAUGGAUGUCUGUGCUUUUCGACACAGAGCUGGAACAUUAAUUAAUCAAUCACUGACUUGUUUGGUUCUUACUAACAAGAUUCUUAGCAGAUCAUUUAAGGAGUAAUUUUAAGCUAAUGGUCCUUAUUGCUUUGUAGAUGGAUCUAAACAAGACUACUUUAUAUAUACAAAAGAGCAGACGGAUCUGGCUGUAUUGAUGAAUUUGGUGCCAGAUGCGUCAGUUAAUCCCAUUCCAUCUGUAGGUGGGGCUGUUCCCAGAACAUCAUGGUGAAGAGCAAGCAUUAAUAAUUGACAAUGAAUAAAGUGUACUGAGAAACUGUACCAUUUCCCCUUCUUGCAUUUUGCCUUCCCCCUAGAAAAUAUGCAUUUUGGUUAUGUAGAAGAAUGAAUAAUACCAGAGGUGCAUAUUUCUGUUUCUUGUAAUGAAUGAAAAAUGAAGCUAAUUAUUUGUAGCAAGUGUUCACAAUUAAAAUAUAAAGCCACCCAUGAGGUGGAGCGCUUCCGCG